AUGUCGGCGCCUCAAGCGCAAAGGCAGGUGCCCGUCCCGGUCCAGUCUAUACAGCCUUGCAACCACGCCACGUUUCCAAGGGCCAUCCGCCGAGGAGCCGAGGAAGUGGUGCCCGACGACAGACCGGAGUGGCCUCUACAAGUCCAUUCAUACGGCGCACGAGACCUGCUGAACAAGACCGUUGCCGGUUUCCUCCACGACAAGCUCACCGCUCGCCAAAAAGCGGCUCAAGAUGGAUUCCACAAACGCUUCAAGGACGGUUCAUCUAUGGCGGCUAUUCUCGACACGAUGCCCGCUCUGGCAGGCAAAUCACCGCCAUUGGACACACUCUUGCGCGACCUUAUGCGUUUCUUGGACGACCGCUUCUUCUUCGGCAGGGGCUACCAACUGUGCAGCUACUCACAGGAUAUUCGCAUCUGGGCGUCGGAGAGGAGGGCAAGUUGGGUGACGCACGUCAGAAAGGGGAGAACCUUGUCGUAA
Colletotrichum chrysophilum is the source of this 480-nucleotide messenger RNA. RefSeq lists its product as uncharacterized. The record is from RefSeq and is a predicted model, not a curated record. NCBI's taxonomy places the organism in Eukaryota, Fungi, Ascomycota, Sordariomycetes, Glomerellales, Glomerellaceae. The transcript has 2 exons. Bases 1 to 480 code for a protein of 159 amino acids.